Molecule: messenger RNA, 183 nt
Organism: Verticillium alfalfae VaMs.102
Lineage: Eukaryota; Fungi; Ascomycota; Sordariomycetes; Glomerellales; Plectosphaerellaceae
Exons: 2
Coding region: 1-183 (60 amino acids)
Source: RefSeq, a predicted model, not a curated record
AUGGCAGUGCAGCCGUCUUCGGGUAAAAGGAACAGAGACUCGCUCAGCAGCUCUGAAAAUUACCUGACCAAGGUCAAUGUUGAGACGACUUUCAGCUUCGAUCGUAGCAAGACCCUUUCCCUGUCCGACUAUCGCCCGGGUCCGAGUCGCUCUACGUCAAGUCAUCAAGAGCAUCGCGUUUAG